AUGGCGGCAGCCUCUGAAGCCCCAGGCCACGAAACCCUCCACUGCAAGGCCUUCUUCGGGCCCUGGAAAACGUCGCAGAGCCGCCAGGCGCGGCCGCGGGUUCCAAGCGGGGCGCGCCGGCCCCGGGCACUCGCGCACCUGCUGAGCGCGGCGCGUCAAGGCCCCGCCCCCGCCGGCCCCGCCCCACCCGCCUACUUCUGCCCGGCUGGGAGGCGCGCGCGCCCAGGGCUCCCGGCGCAGUCGGGGCGCAGAGUGGCCGCGGGCGAGAUGGGGCCCCAGGAACGCCGCGCCACCCACCUGCUGCUGCUCGCGCUGUGCGCCGGACAGCUGCUGCCGCCGCGGCCCAUCGGCGCCGAGUCUCCCAGGGCGACGCCCAGGAUCGUCGCUGCCCCGCGGGGAGAGAGAAGGUUCCGGUUUGACUCCGCCGAGGAACACCUGGUCCUCUUCCAUGAAGAAGGGGCCUCUUCUGUCUUCGUGGGAGCAGAGAACAAGCUCUAUUACUUCGACUUUGGGACCUCUACGAACCAUACGGAGCCUUUUGCUACAGACGGAUCGUCGUCGUCUCACUGCAGAGAGGAGGAUGCCAAGAACUAUCUGACGCUCCUGCAGAAAUACGACGACAAGCUGUUGAUCUGCGGCACCAACGCCUGCAGCCCCACCUGCUGGUAUUGGGUGGACGGGAAGAAGGAGCCAGGGAUCAAUGCCCAGAGCCUGGCCCCCUUCGGCCUCGACCAGAACAACCUGGUGCUGAUUGAUGGCAAGGAUAUCUACUCUACGAUCAAGAAGCACCAGUUCAAUGGGCGGAUCCCGCGUUUCCGCCGGAUCCAAGGAUCUGCUGAGCUUUACACCAGUGACACCGUGAUGCAUAACCCCCACUUUGUCAAGGCUGCGGUCGUCGAGCAAGACCAGUCACACAACAGCAAGAUCUACUACUUCUUCCGAGAGGACAACCCCGACUGGUCCAGGAAUGUGGUGGCCCCAAAACGGAUCUCCAGGGUGGCUCAGCUGUGCAAGGGAGACAAAGGAGGCAGCGGAUCGCUCUCUGGUGCCAAGUGGACGACCUUCCUGAAGGCCACGUUGCUCUGCGUUGUCCCAGGCUCCGACCGGCACUUUAACCAGCUGCAGGACGUCUUUAUCCUCGAGUCCGCCGUCUGGUCUGAGACGAAAGUGUACGGGCUCUUCUCGAACGAGUGGGAAUAUUCAGCCGUCUGCGUCUACUCCGUGGGCGAAAUCAACCAAGUGUUCCAGACGUCACCUCUCAAAGGCUACACAGACCCAUUGCCCGCCGUCAGGCCCGGACAGUGUCUAGACGGAGAGCGGCUGACUCCCCAAGAGACCUUCAAAGUGGCUGACAGCCACCCUGAGGUGUUACACAGAGUGAAGCAGGAAGCCCAGUUCUACAGCAAGCAUCGCUACCAGCAAGUCCUCGUCCACCAGGUUCGGGCAGCAGACGGGGGCACCUACGGUGUCUUGUAUUUGUCCACAGACAAAGGGACCAUCCACAAGGUGGUAGCUUUGCCGACAGACGCCAUAAACGUCCUGGAGAUCCAGCCCUUCCGUCCUUCUGCUGUCAUCCUGUCCAUGACUUUGGACACGGCAAGAAACGAGCUCUUCGUGGCCUCUGCGAGGGAGGUGGUUCAGCUCCCCAUGGCCAUGUGUGGGGCGUACAAAGACACCUGUGAGAGCUGUGUGCUGGCGAGGGACCCCUACUGUGGCUGGACGGGCGGGACAUGUGCUUCUGUUUACGACCGUGACCAGCAGGGAAACGGGACGUUCCUGCAGGCGCUAUCCCAGGACGUGCGUCCGGAUAUUUGCACCUCUUCCCAUCACAACAAGGCCAGAGGAAACAGCACUGAGCCGCAGCGCAAGGAUGUCACGGUGGCCCCACAGUCCCGCUACUACCUGAACUGCUCCACUGAAUCCCACCACGCCAAUUACACGUGGUACCACGAUGGCCGAAGCGUCGCGCAUUGUGGUCCUGGACACCGACACUGCAUCCACUUCAUCGGCAGCAUGUCGGAUGGCUUCUAUGGCACCUAUUCCUGCGUGUCCCAGGAGCAUUGGUUUAACCAGACCCUGGUGACUGAACGCCUGCUGAGGCCCCCAGAGACAAAUGGGUUCAGGGGCGGGGCACCAGCGCCAGGGGAUUGGGCCACCACCAGAUCCUUGUCCUUUUGGCUGGGGCUGCUGCAUAUGGUGGCGGUCUUCUUGAUCCUCCAGUGAAGAACCACCUUCUGACGACUCACCAGCAUGAAUCCUCAACCCACCGUGCCGCUUGGCGUGUACAUGGGGUCUGCCUGGUCCUUUGGUUCAGAAGACUUCCCCUGUCCCCUUCUUAGCCCCGAGCCUUCACGCAGCUGGGGAUGGCCUUGAACUGCCCUGAGAGGAGGCAACCCAGUGGUCCGCAGCUGAUAGCCAAGUGGAGAUGAGAAGAGAGACUGGCUGGCUGCAUUUAUGUUGAGGGAUGAUAUCCUAGAAGACACCUGGACAGGAAUGUGGUUGAUAUGACCAAAGUCAUGGUCCUUUGGGGAGAAGCAGAAGCAUCUGCCACAGCGGUGUUGUGAGUCAUUCAGCUCGAGGGCCGGAUUCCACUUUAGAGAAGCUCUCGGGGGCCGCAUUCGGGGGGGGGGGGCAAUGUGUCAGCAUAGCAUAGCUUAAGGCUCUUACUGCCAGGAACUCAGCCUGAUUUCAAGCUUUUUAGAAGGUGGAGAGAUGCACAAAACCCAGGGAGCCACCAACCAGGGGGCGAUGGGGGGUGGGGAAGGGUGUGCAGCCCUCUUGAGGACCUCCAGAGGCCCAGAUGGGGACCUCAAGUGGGCUGGAUCUGACCCCUGGGCCUAAGGUUCUGCAGCCCUGACCGAAACCCCAAGCCACAAAGUAGCCCAUGAGGCAGAAGCAGUGCCUGGGUGGGCCUCUGCCAGGCUUCAACCAGGGCUGCCUCUGGACCAUCAGGGGAGCUGUUCCUUGGUUCAUGUGUGUGUGUUGUUGGUGGUGGUGGUCCCAAAGGAGGCAGACGCCGGAGGGCCGGAACAGCAGACUAGAAUUAAAGGGGAAAUAGUGUGAUCAAAAUCAGGCAGAGGUGAAUGGAGGUCUCCAGCAGCCCCCACCUCAGGUAUAAAGUUCCUGAGGUGGUGGGGAUGGGGGGGGGAGGCGCAUUCUGAGUUGAGGGCUCUGCAGGGCUUGCUGUGAAUGGAGCAGGGCAAAUACAUGAGGCAGCUUCAUCAGGAAGCAUCCUUAAGCAGGCAGCUCCAUAAUAAUGGGGCUGUGACUGAGAAGGCCCUGUUGGCUGAAAUCAGAAGGGACUGAACCCCUGAGUAAAGAGGCUUGGAACUGGGCUGCAAGAUGGCCGGCCGCGAGGGCUAGCGCAUGCACAGCCACUGUCCAUGGAAGGCUGGUUUUGAACGGGGUACUCCGGCUGCUGUCUCCAUAGAGCAGCAGACUGGCAGGGGGAUCAGGGUGGCCGACGUUUCUCCCAAAUAGAAAAACCAAAAGCCAAAGUGGCGCCUGAACAGUGGACGGCUUGCUGUGUGGUGCAUUUAGCAUGGUUUCAAGCACCUCCAGGGUGAUGGUGGCCACUCGCCCACAUGCCCGUGGCCUUCCUUCGCCCCGCUGCAUCAUGCUUCCAUCCCUUCGCAGGUCUGCCUGAGAGUAAACUGUGAAAUCCAGCUGUGUGCCCUUUUUGGCUAGCGAGGGGUUUGCCCGUCCUUUUGCUUUCCAGCCGAGAAGGCCGCAGCCUCUACUGCAGGGCCGUUUCCAAGGUGCCCUUUUAGUAGCCGGGGGGGCGGGGGCUCCUUGUUGUGACUUUGUUCUCUCUAUGCACUUUAAUAGGACCUGUGUGUUCAUGAAGGGGGGGCGCGUCUGGGCCCCGUUUGUAUUUUUACCUUGCUGUCGUCUUGUAACAGAAAUAUUUUUAAAAAUGCUUUUUGAAAAAUAAAAAUAAAAAUUCUCAAAAGG
This is a messenger RNA of Elgaria multicarinata webbii, 3954 nucleotides long. It is a transcript of the gene SEMA7A, whose product is annotated as semaphorin 7A (JohnMiltonHagen blood group). Lineage: Eukaryota; Metazoa; Chordata; Lepidosauria; Squamata; Anguidae. Gene Ontology annotation, molecular function: semaphorin receptor binding; chemorepellent activity; integrin binding. The coding region runs from base 1 to 2223 and encodes 740 amino acids. The transcript has 15 exons. The record is from RefSeq and is a predicted model, not a curated record. Gene Ontology annotation, cellular component: external side of plasma membrane; plasma membrane. Gene Ontology annotation, biological process: positive regulation of axon extension; positive regulation of cell migration; axon guidance.